CAUGUGUUCAAAAGAUCACUUGCAUCUGCUCUUGGAGUGGUCUUGACCAGAAGCAGAACUCUUCUGGCCUGCAUGUUGAGUAUGCAGUUCAUACCUCAUUCAUGCUUUUUGAAGUUGUGUGGAGAGCUUCAUUUCCUCAAACUUCCCUAGUGUUUGCUUUUGUCAUUUUUUUUUUUCCUGGAGGCUGGAUGGAGGGGGGAUACAGAAAACCUUAUGGAUGGUAGGUGAUAGUUCUACUUCUUGGUUUCCUGAGAUUCUAAGUCACUUAAUAGAAAAUUCGAGAAAAACUAGAUUAUUUUAGUUCUAACAUUCAGGAAAAAGUGUUUUUGAUAUGUUUACCUCUCUGUUGUUUCACAAAGAUCUGUUUGUCUGUUUGUUUGGGUUUUUUCCUUCUAAUGAGAUUCCAAAAAGAGGGUGGCUGAGGAAGAGGUGGGUUCCUGUGUCCAAGCCCUCAGAAGGGGGUGGGCUCUGGUGUAUAAAGCCAUUGCUCUUGACAGCUCAGUUCUGAAGGACUCCAGACUCCCAGGAUAGGGAGGGGCAAUGGGACAGGGACUCCGAGGAGGGAACAUCAGGAAGGAGGAGGAGUUGGAUCUGAAGGCAGGAAACUGGACUCGGUUUUAGAAAGAGAUAAGCUCAGGACACAAAAGAAACAGCCAUGGAUUGUUUCAGAACUUCACCAAGUCAUUCCUGGAUUUAUCCCACGGUGAUCCUGUGCUUAUUUGGAUUUUUCUCCAUGAUGAGACCCUCAGAACCCUUCCUUAUACCGUAUUUAUCUGGACCAGAUAAAAACCUGACCACCUCAGAGAUCACAAAUGAGAUCUUCCCAAUCUGGACAUACUCUUACCUGGUGCUGCUGCUCCCCGUGUUCGUCCUGACCGAUUACGUCCGCUACAAGCCAGUCAUCAUCCUGCAAGGAGUCAGCUUCAUCAUCACGUGGUUGCUGCUCUUGUUUGGCCAGGGAGUGAAGGCCAUGCAGGUGGUGGAGUUCUUCUAUGGGAUGGUCACCGCCACCGAGGUGGCGUACUAUGCCUACAUUUACAGCGUGGUCAGCCCCGAGCACUACCAGAAAGUGAGCGGCUACUGCAGAAGCAUCACACUGGUGGCCUACACAGCGGCCUCGGUACUAGCCCAGCUCCUGGUGUCCCUGGCCAGACUCUCUUACUUUUACCUCAACGUCAUAUCCUUGGCUUCCGUCUCUGUGGCCUUCGUUUUGUCCCUUUUCCUGCCAAUGCCCAAGAAGAGCAUGUUUUUCCAUGCAAAAUCCAGCAAAGAAAUAUGGAAGCAACCGAACAAAAAUGAGGUGUCAGAUGCACCUUACAAAAUUAACACACCAGGCGGUGAAGAGAAUCCCACUUCAGAAAUACCCACCAGUUCAGGGAACCUGGAUGGUGGUCCUUUGAGCAGCCCGAUGCCACGAAAUGUAGCGUUGAAUGUUUUUGUGCAGUGGUUCCAAGAUCUGAAGGAGUGCUACUCCUCCAAGAGACUAUUUUAUUGGUCCCUAUGGUGGGCCUUCUCCACAGCAGGUUUUAACCAGGUUUUGAACUAUGUUCAAAUCCUGUGGGAUUACAAGGCACCAUCCCAGAGUUCUUUCAUCUAUAAUGGGGCAGUAGAAGCUAUUGCAACCUUUGGAGGGGCUGUGGCUGCCUUUGCAGUGGGCUAUGUGAAAGUCAACUGGGAUCUUCUGGGGGAGCUGGCCCUAGCCAUCUUCUCCAUCAUUAGUGCAGGCUCUCUGUUUCUCAUGCAUUACACGACUGACAUCUGGGCAUGCUAUGCUGGCUAUCUGAUAUUCAAGUCCAGCUAUAUGCUGCUUAUAACCAUAGCAGUAUUUCAGAUCGCAGUUAAUCUGAGUGUGGAACGCUACGCCCUGGUGUUUGGAAUGAACACCUUCAUGGCACUGGUAAUUCAGACCAUUAUGACAGUGAUUGUUGUAGAUCAGAAAGGACUCAACCUGCCAAUCAGCAUUCAGUUUUUAGUUUAUGGGAGUUAUUUUGCAGUUAUUGCUGCCAUUUUUCUAAUGAGAAGCACAUAUAUCAUCUACUCAAUCAAAUGCCAAAAGCAAGCACAGAGCUCUCCAGCAAGUCAGAAUCCAGAUGAGCUCCACCCAGAGGGACCAAGGAAUGUCAUUACAGGAACAAAGCUCUGACCUUACGGCAGCCACUGCAUCCACUGAACAAGGAUCUUCUUGGUCACAAAGUCACUGAGCGCCAAAAACUGACACACUUCCAAAGCCUGGAUUUCAAUGAACCUUUUCAAAACCACAACAAAAUCUUAGUUUUAGACUAGAUACUACGGGCCCAGCUGGAUGCAGUUGACAAGACCCGUGACCUCAGUCAAAUAGCCGAUAUUGGGUACUCCAAUGAGUAGCAAGGAUUGGGAAGUUCUGGUUUUGGUUACUCCCUAGAACAUAUCAAUGGCAUGGAAACAAACCACGAGAAAACUUCACUCAACCUGUAGUUGAUGUUCCCCAUUCGUAAGCAGAAAUACUAACUGGACUGACCCCUUUACUUGUUUUAGAUAUUUUAUCUUACCAAAACAGGCAAGAGAUGGACAUUUUUUUUUUUUUAAAUCACAUAACCAUUUGCCUCCUUCUUUCAUUAAGUGUAUUUCUAUAUUACUUGCAGUUCUCUGCGAGAAUUUCAAGGUCUGGUCCCAUUUCUAAGGACCUUUCUUCAAUCCUGACAACAUGGUAUUAAUCACAAGCUAUUAUUUGAUUAUAUCACCUAUUUAAUUCUGUCAUGAUUACUUUUUACUUUGUGUUCUGCUGAGCUUUGUUGUUGAAACUUUACCUCAGGAAUAGCCCCAGACAUUCCUCUGUGCCCAGAGAAUGACAUUCAAGUCAAUUGCUGGGGGCCCUAGGGGUGGCAGUGAGUUUUCUCCCUACUAUAACC
Lutra lutra (Eurasian river otter) is the source of this 2888-nucleotide messenger RNA. RefSeq names its product solute carrier family 19 member 3 (gene SLC19A3). Gene Ontology annotation, cellular component: plasma membrane. NCBI's taxonomy places the organism in Eukaryota, Metazoa, Chordata, Mammalia, Carnivora, Mustelidae. The coding region runs from base 656 to 2143 and encodes 495 amino acids. Gene Ontology annotation, biological process: vitamin transport; transmembrane transport. The transcript is spliced from 6 exons. Gene Ontology annotation, molecular function: thiamine transmembrane transporter activity. The record is from RefSeq and is a predicted model, not a curated record.